GAGUUGAUAAAAAUAUUUACGUGACGUGAUGUCGGAAAAACUUUUUAGUUUUUGUUCAAAUAAAUUAUUAUAAAAUCGGUAUAAGUGAUUAGGUGAACAAUAACAAAACAAAUGUGGUGCACUGGGUGCGAAGGGAUCGAAACUGACAUUUUCUAAAACACAGACUGAUAAAAUGGAUUACUUCGGGAAUAAUGCACUAAGAGUCUUAGAAACAAACUUUAUUUUCAAUUAUUAUUUACCACAAUAAUUAUGUAAUUUCAAAACUAUAUUAUAAAACCUUCAAAUAAAUAGUAUGAUGUAAUUUUAGAAUAAUAUAAUUUAAGGCCAGUAUUAGAUUAAAAUAUUUUUUUAUAUUGCAUUAUAAUGUUUGCUACAAUACAUCAAGUUUACCCUGCAACAUAUAUACUGGAGAUAUUAUUUGAUGACAAUACACCUAAGUGGUGACACGAAGACCCUUAAUGGUGUCGAUGGAUGAAAGAGAGGGUGCAAGGCGCCGGGGAGGUGCCGUGCUGCCCGCAACUGUCGAAGCUUGCGGGCCUCCGAUCCAGCUGGAGCCGGUCGACCUAAGUUUGAAACGCCCACCGACUCCGAGGCGACGACUACGUGCCAUUAGCACAAUUCCCACCUCAUCAAAGCUGAACAAAGAAGCUGAAUGUACGUCUACGCAAUUGUUAUUCGCGUCAAGUCAUCCGGUGCCGAAAAUAAAAAUGGGACCUGACCUCCGCAGCGCCAGGAAACCAAAACAGCUUAUGCAAAAACUUAAACAACCAACACAAGAACAGCCGACUCCUCAAUCGCCACACGAGUUAACCCAGAAGCAGUUCCUAUCACCGCUCAUACCGUUCUCCGUACCGCACAAACCAUCAGAGGCCGAGUUGAAGAGCUUCCUCCUGAACACGGCGCUACAGAACGCCCUAAACGGAUCGCUAAGCCAACUAACACAACGGAAAACGUUCACGAAGACUGCUGAGAAUGAAAACAUAGAAGUUAACAAUGAGCAGAGUCGACGUCGACUUCAUAAAUGCGAUGUGGCGGGAUGCCAUAAAGUUUAUACCAAGAGUUCGCAUUUAAAGGCGCAUAAACGAACACACACAGGCGAGAAGCCCUAUUCGUGCGCGUGGGCUGGCUGCGAGUGGCGUUUCGCCCGCUCGGAUGAGCUGACUCGCCACACUCGCAAACACACCGGCCAUCGACCAUUCACGUGCCCGCUGUGUCGGAGAUCCUUCGCCAGGUCUGAUCACCUCGGGUUACACAUGAGAAGACAUUGAUAUUUUUUUAUUGAUAAUGAAUUGGUGGCCCACCCGC
Molecule: messenger RNA, 1305 nt
Organism: Achroia grisella
Lineage: Eukaryota; Metazoa; Arthropoda; Insecta; Lepidoptera; Pyralidae
Product: Krueppel-like factor 8
Exons: 9
Coding region: 459-1268 (269 amino acids)
Biological process (GO): regulation of transcription by RNA polymerase II
Molecular function (GO): DNA-binding transcription factor activity, RNA polymerase II-specific; RNA polymerase II cis-regulatory region sequence-specific DNA binding
Source: RefSeq, a predicted model, not a curated record